AUGGGCUGUAACAUGUGUGUGGUGAACCGGCCUGAGGAGCAGUACCGGAUCAUGUUCCAGAAGGGCAACUUGAUGCGUCCUAUUGAUGCUGAAAUAAAGCUCAAAGGAAGAAGAACAUCUCAUUUGUCACAAGAUAAGGAUGGGCAUCCCCACAACCCUUUGCUGCUGCAGGUGGUACGCAAGGGGCACAGAAGAAGAGCUGGCACUGCUACAGGCACAGCCAGGCUCAUGGCCAUUACAGACUGCGUGGACAGCUCUACACAGACUGACAUCAGCUUUCAGAACUUUCUAGGUGUGGGCAGAGAAAAUCAUGCUGGUUGUGGUUCUUCAAAGCCCCCUCCAUCUCCACCACUGCCACCUAUGGUGGACUCAUACCUGCUGAAUGAACUCACUUUGGAGCCGGACUGUGCUGAUCCAAACGACUAUCUCGAUGUUGCAAGCCAUGACGUGGAUCGGCAAGAGGAGCUAGAAUACGAGGAAGUGGAGCUUUACAAGUCCAGUCAGCAGGACAAGCUCGGUUUGACAGUUUGCUAUCGCACUGAUGAGGAGGACGACCAAGGGAUCUACGUAGGGGAGGUCAAUCCCAACAGUAUAGCUGCCAAGGAUGGACGCAUUCGAAAGGGUGACCGAAUACUACAGAUAAAUGGAGUAGAUGUGCAGAACAGGGAGGAGGCAGUUGCCAUUCUUACCCGAGAAGACAGCACCAAUUUCUCACUGCUGCUGGCCAGGCCAGAGAUAGAGAUGGAAUCUCAAAUGGACCCUGAAGACCUGGAUUUUGUUCUUCCCGAACGCAUGAAUGUGGAGUCUCUGAACACAUCCCACUUACCCAGUCUAUACCACCCUCAGCAGCAAAGAGACCAGACUGGCAGUCAUGAGAUUCAACAACACCGGGAAACAGCCUUGAUUAGUAUGGCCACCCUUAAUAACAGCCAGGAGUUGGACAGUGGAGUGGGCCGCACAGAUGAGAGCACCAAAAAUGAGGAAUCAUCAGAGCACGAUUUACUCCUUGGUGAUGAUCAGACCAGUGCCUCGAACACCAACACCACUAACACACCGCACAGCCUCCGCAAGUUCAGGCCUGGUAAGAGCGGUGGAGGUGGAGGUGAUACUCCUUCACCGUUGCUUAGUGUCAGAGAAAUCCACCUCAGCACAGACUCUCUGGAAUGUAGGGGUGCAGGGGGUGGAUACAUCUAUGACCCAGUAAGCACCAUGAUGAUGCCUGGACUGACUGAGGAAGAGUGUGAGCGGUACAGAGAGCUGAUUGAGAUCAAGUGUCGUUAUGAAAGAAAUCUGAAAAACUGCAAUGCAGGGAAGAGUGUUGAAGAAGAAAAGCAAAGAGACGGAGAAGGUGAGGAGGAAAAUGGAGAGCAAGAAAUAGCUUUGGAUGAGAACUGCAAUGAAAGUUUGACCCCGCAUGAGAUGAUACUCUUGGAGGAAGAGCUACGACACCUCGAGUUUAAGUGUAGGAACAUUCUUCGUGCACAGAAAAUGCAGCAGCUGAGAGAGCGAUGCCUGAAAGCAUGGCUUCUGGAGGAGGAGGCUUCAGCAAGGGGAUCUUCUGACCUACAAGGCUCCCCGCUGCAUGAGCUGUCCGAUAUUAAAGAACUCCCCGAGAGAGAGCGAUCAGACAAGGAAACUAGUAGUGCUUACAACACUGGUGGAGAAAGCUGCAGGAGCACACCUUUGGUAAGUGAUCAUCUGUCUCCUGUUGCUCAGAUGGACGGGUCUUGGUCUCCUCUACAUGGACGGCACAGAGACCGACCUAGCUGGAGUGAGAGGGGACGUUCUACUCUCAACUAUUCACCCAGUAGCUACAAGAAGCUCCAGAUGAACACCAAUAUCAACCAAAAGUUCCACUCCUUGUCUCGAGAAGGAACCAGUCGUUCAUUAGCUGAUGGAACACAGGUUAGGAGCUCGAGAGCUAGCAGCAUACAUGAGAGAACAGGCGGACGCAGUGCUGAUUCCAGUCCGUACUUCACCAGGCGACAGCACUCUAGUCGACCAAAGCCUGAGCGCUACCAGAGCUGCAUGCAGCUUGGCUCCUCAUUCUCAGAAACCCCCAUGGACAGAACCGUGGAAGGGGAAAGUGAGGCUCCAGUGGCCAGCAGUGGCCGAGCAAGCCCUAUGAGCAUGGCCGGAAGCACUCUUGGUCCUGUACUUCACUCCAGCCCAGCCAAACAUUCAUUAGAUUUGCCUCUUACACUCCCCCCUGCCUCUCCACACAUGGAAUGGAAGGUAAAAAUUAGAAGUGAUGGCACCCGCUACGUCGUGAAACGCCCUGUCCGCGAUCGCUUGCUGAAGGCUCGAGCCAUAAAGAUCAGUGAGGAGCGCAGCGGUAUGACCACUGAUGACGACGCCGUGAGUGAAAUGAAGAUGGGCCGCUACUGGAGCAAAGAGGAGCGCAAGCAGCAGUUGCUCAGGGCCCGUGAGCAACGCAGACGCCGUGAAUUUAUGAUGCAGUGUCGACUCGAUUAUCUCCGGAAUCAGGGCCAAGACCCAGUAAAGGAUGGCCAGCAAGAGUCAGGUCAAGCUUCGAUCCUAGAAAUGAGCCAGAAGAAGAGUUCAAAAAAGCGCAACCGCCGAAUCUUGGACAACUGGAUUACUAUUCAAGAGCUGCUGGCUCAUGGAUCUCGCUCUCCAGAUGGGACAAGGCUGUAUAACUCUCUUCUCACUGUCACUACAGUCUAAGAGAAUAAUCCUCAGAAAUCUCUGUAGCACAUCGCCAUUACAUAAAAAGUGCCAUUGAUUUAAAGCACCAUUUUUACAUAGCACAGCUGUUGCUUUACAUGUUUACCCCUUUGCUCAGCAACAAAGAUUUGAGUUGAAUGUACUAUUUAUAACAUGACAAAUUGUUCUUCUGCUUUUAGCAUAUGAAUGAAGUGGUUGCUUAAACGUUUUCUGGCUUCAAACGUAAAACCUCAUGUUUGCCUUUUACACUGCUAAACAAGCUUCAGUUAAAGUUUAACCUGCAAAGCCAAGUUCAUCCUAGAGAUCUAAUUACAUCUUGCUAAGAUAUAAAAAUAAAUGACAAAGAAAAGAGUGAAAAAACAAGUGCAAACACAUCCAGACAGGGGUGGCACAUGAUACAACUGAGCAAUUAACAUCCUCUCAUUGCUCUGUAACGUGUCUAGAAAUGCUAAUCAGAUGCCAAUAACCUUUGCCAUGAUUUUGGAUGAAAAUAUGAAAGCAACUUCAAAAAGAGGGUUGAUUUUUGUACUACAGGAUCUUAAGUCACAUAGGGUCUGUUCGAAAACAUAUUGAGCUGCCUUGCUGUCUUACUGCCUACAUUGGCAGCUGCCUCAGUAGAGAGGAUUCUAUAACAGCUACUUAUAAGUCAGGUUAUUCGAACACACUACUAAUGCCAAGUUCCCACUACACGAUUUUCCAAGUCGUCAGGUCGCUGUACAGUUUACACUACACAACUUUGCAAGUCGUCAGGUCGCUGUACAGUUCACACUACACGACUGGAUCUCUUGUAAUCGGGAGUCUUUCAAGUCGGUGUGGCUUUCACACUACACGACUGAUCGGCGAUAGGGGGUCAUACACUACACGAUCUAUCACCAACUGGAAUCGCAGGCGAGCUUCUCUGGUAUCCCAAACUACGUUUUGUAACGAAAACAAACGCAAGAAGUGACGAGGGGUUUAAUGAUACCACGUCAAAAAAUGCACGACAACAAGUAGCGAGCGAUCAAAGUUGUUUGCGUGCUGAGGUGCAGCGUAAAAGCAUAGAGAAAAAUAAAUGAAUCCAAGUGGAUUUGGCAACACGACCAGCAGGGAUUGUUCUGUUCUGUAGAGAGUUGGGGGUUAAUAAAAUGUUUUUUUUAAUGCAGCGUUGGUAUUAUGGUUUGGCGUGGAUGAUAAGUUCACAAAUAUUGUACAGCUUGUGUGUGUGCCGAUGUAUUCUGUAAGAAACCUUAUUAUCCCCCACACCGCACUUAUUGCCAGUUGCAACCGACUGAUCCAGAUAUUUGACAUACUAGAUAUCUCUCUUCAGUAGACAAGCGCUCGGUGAGCCGCUUGGAUCGAGUCAUUGAGCAGUUCACACAUAGCGAUUGAGAGCCGAGUUUAGAUCCGAGCUGCCACAUCUAGCUGCGACCAGUUGGGGAGCGAAAAUCAGGGCAAAAAUCGUGUAGUGUGAACUAGGCAUUAGACAGUGAUUACACCGGUUUCCAUUUACAAAGCUAACACAGUUAGCAUCAUGCCAUUAAAACCAAUGGGAUGAGGCGGCACAACACGCUAGCAUGUCAACUAACAUUUCCCUCCGUGUAAUGAAACCGGUUAAAUUGACACUGAGAAGUCCGAACUUGCAAAUAAAUGACACUUGUACACGUUAAUACAAUUAAAAUCAAUCACAAUUUGAAAUUUAAAAAUAACUCCGAUCAAGCGCUGCAUCGUCCACCAUGUUUGUUAUUUUUUUGUGAGAAAAGUUGUGCCGCGCUGAAUGUUGGGAUUGCCUUCACCGCUAAGGCAGCAUCAGAUGCUCCCUCAUUAUUCAGUCAAAAUACCGUUCAGAUUUAAGGUAUCUUACUAGGGAGCAUUUUAAGGCAUCUAGGAUUUCGAACAGCCUACUUCUCGGGAGCAUGCAUAGGAUGACGUGAAAUGCUGUCUAUGUAGAGAGCUCACUAGGUUUUCGAACACACCCAAAGACUGCUCAGCUGGUCAUAGUUUUUUAUAGUGGUACAUAUUUGUAACAAGUGGCUGAGUGUCACUCUACUACUGUAUGUCAGAUAAACUAUAGAGAGCUACCAAAAGGCAACAUCAGCAAUGGCUUUAAAACAACAAGGCAUUAUUUUUACAAACAAGUGAUACAGCAUUGUUAAACUAAUUUGCAGUUCUCUUGGUGUUCUUUAUGAGCUAAAUUUGCAUUUGAAACAACAAUUCAUUAGGAUCUUGUACUAUCCAGGCUUAUUUUUAAUAGCGAAUCUGGGUUCUAUGCACAUUAGCCAAGUAAAAUGAAUAAAUGACCUAGUGAAGUGUAAAGUAAGUUACAAGUAAUGCUUAAACAACUUAUAAAACAUUUUUUUUAUGAUUUAAAUGAACUUGUAUGAGUUAUGGCUUGGUACUGCAGCACAAAUAUUAAUAGCCGGCUACACAGGCAAAAUCAUUAAUCAAGUGUAUUCAACAUGUAGUCACAAGCCAUCUGCUAAGUCCCGAGUGUGUUUCUAUACUGCUAUUUAAAAAAAAAAAGAAAACCUACCCUAGAAAAUUGCUGAAAGGUAUACAAGCACAUAGCAGGAAAUUUGUUUACAGUUUUUUUUCCCAUUUAUUUAUGCAUUUCUCCCAUUUUCUCCAAAUUUAGUGUAGUCAAUUUGUCUUCCACUGCUGGAGGAUCCCUGAUUGCAGUCCAGAUGGGUAUAUUGCUGCUCACGCCUCCUCCGACCCACAUGCAGCCCUUAGCAGAACCCUUUUUCACCUAUCUGCCAGUCAGGGUCCUUACACAGCGUUUGAAGACCCCACCCACAUAGUCCGGUCAUCCCGCCCUAGCAGAACUAUGUCUGCUGCAGGCACUAUGUCUGCUGCAGGCACUGCCAAUUAUGCCCGCUAGAUGGCACCCAGCCGAAUGGUGGCAACACCGAGUUUCGAACCAAGGAGUUCAGAAUCUCGGCACUGGUGUGCUAGCGGAAUAUCCCACUGCGCCACCUGGGUGCCUUUUGUUUGCAAAUUUACUUGUAAUUCAUAAGAACAUUGUAACAUUUGGGGUCUUAUUACUGUAAUUGCAAAAUCCAAGUUAAGAGAGCCAUUCCAAUCUAAAAUGAAGUGAUAUAAAUGCUUCUCAGGUCUUUUAGAAAUGUGUUUUGUAAUUUUUCAUAUAUUAAAUGCUUAAACAUGAUACAAUCUUGUUCCUAACACAAUGCCAUAGUGGCGCUUGAUUUACACUUCUACAUGCCGGAGUGGGUAUUAUGCUCUUAAAUACAAGCUAAGAGUCACACAGUUUUUUGUUUUUUUUUAGAUUAACCCCACUUCACACGCACAUUCCACCUGUAACAGCCCACAAGCUGCCCAAACGGUAGUACUAUGUGUAGUAUUCUAAUUAUAUGAGUAAUAGAGUAUUAAUUGGUAUUUCAAAUACUAUGAAGUAUGUACUAUGUGGGGAUCUCGGUGAUACAAGAAAAUGAUCUCUGCCCACACAACAAUCUCUGCCCGCAACAAACCACUAUGACACAUCAGUGCAUUUCCAAAUGGAUACCAAGAAUGUCAUUGUAAAAUGAGCCUUACUUUUAGCAUUAGUUGUAUUUAAUAGUCAACUGUCUGGAAUGUUUGAAACCGUCCAUGAGGUUUACAGCACACAAUUUAGUUGGUGAUUUUGAGGGUUGAUCUGUAUAUUGUUAGCCUUUCUAAUAUCAGUAUUGCCAACAAUGUGUGGACAAUUAAAGACUGUACAUAAACUGAUUUGAAUUAAAGACAAUGAGCCAUGUUGUUUAACGUCUGGAGAAGAUAAUCACCAGCAGAGACAGCUAAAGCACACUACUGUAGAAGAGUAAUGUCUACUUUACCUGCCUGAAGGAUCACCAGAAACUACAAAUGAUGAAACAGUUCAGCACAGAAUUAAAGGUUCAAAAUAUCAGAGGAAUGUAACUUGAAACAGCUGGCUUCUUUUUUUUGUAAAAUAUUGUGAAUUGAUAUGAAACAGCUUUGCUUAUUACAUUGACCUCACUUACCUUAAUAUCACUAUGCUUAAAAAGUGUUUUUUGCACUUCUCCCCACUCUUUCAGACUGUGAUUUUGCAUGAUUUUUACAAGAGCUAUAGCACACAUUAACAAAAUGCUCUAUGAAUUUUAUUGCUGUAUAUUUAUUAUGCUGUAUACUACAUGUGUGAUCAGUGUUUCAGACUUAAGCUUUUAUUAUACUGUUUGUGUGUUAGUGAAAAGUAAUUUUUGGGUAAAUUUGUUAUAUGAGUUGGUAUCUGUUGAUUGAUAUCAGUGGUCAUAUGUAACUAAUGUAAACUGCAUUAGAUCUUACAUGCAUUAGAUCUUACAUGGUCAUUUCUAUGUACUGUUACAUGGUCCUAAUCUAUGAAGUUUUAGUGAAAUAAACCAUUUUGUAUUGCUUAAUAUAAUAAGUUUAACAUUCUCAUGUUUUAUUAAUUUGAUUAUUACUUUGAUCAGCUCGCAUAUGGCACCUUAAAUAGUAUUUAGUUCAUAAUAAUGUGAAGCAGGUAAGUUAUGUAAUGAUAAAGUCUACAGAUAGAAAUGUAAGUGAAUUAAAAUAUAUUAUUUAUGUUAUAUAACGACCUAAUGUGCGUGCACUACAAAAUGAUUCGGUUGACACUGAACUGGCUCGACAGAAUCAGUUCGAAAGAAAUAUUUGUUAAUAACUACCCGCCUUUUUUAUUUGGUAACUAAUGCACAGUGAGUGAUUUGUUAUACUUGGUCAUUUCAAUGUAC
Messenger RNA from Trichomycterus rosablanca, 7385 nucleotides. RefSeq names its product PDZ domain containing 4 (gene pdzd4). The coding region runs from base 1 to 2688 and encodes 895 amino acids. The transcript is spliced from 8 exons. NCBI's taxonomy places the organism in Eukaryota, Metazoa, Chordata, Actinopteri, Siluriformes, Trichomycteridae. Gene Ontology annotation, molecular function: protein binding. The record is from RefSeq and is a predicted model, not a curated record.